AUGCGGGCCCGACUCCGUCCAGUGCUGUCCACCCGACACAACUUGUCAGAAAGAAAAGCUCAAGCCCACCUUCAAGAGUUCUUGCAGUCAAACACCAAACGUGUUAAAGGUCGAGCAUGGUGCUGCCCCAAGGAUGCCCUGAUUUGCGGUCUCGAGGGGCUCGCCGCCACCGACUGUUGCGAUGCAUCCAUCGGUGAGCACUGCUGCGGCGAUAUCUGUUGCGCCAGAAACCAAGAGUGCCAAUUCGACGGUGUAGAAUUCGGGUGCUCGACCACAGAGGAUGAGGCCGGUGAAGCCGAGUCAGCGUCGUCCACCAACGAUGGGAAGGCGAUGAUGCUCGCGACUGUUGGGAGUUACGGUUUUAGUAUGCUUGCGGUGGGCGCAUCCGUCGCUUUAUGGUCUAUGUAG
Messenger RNA from Coprinopsis cinerea okayama7#130, 408 nucleotides. RefSeq lists its product as hypothetical. The coding region runs from base 1 to 408 and encodes 135 amino acids. Lineage: Eukaryota; Fungi; Basidiomycota; Agaricomycetes; Agaricales; Psathyrellaceae. The record is from RefSeq and is a predicted model, not a curated record. The transcript is spliced from 3 exons.